AUGGCAUUUUAUAGCUGCUGUUGGAUCUUCUUGGCUUUUACCUGGUGUACUUCUGCCUAUGGGCCUGACCAGCGAGCCCAGAAGAAAGGGGACAUUAUCCUCGGGGGGCUCUUUCCUAUUCAUUUUGGAGUAGCAGCCAAAGAUCAAGAUCUAAAGUCGAGACCGGAGUCUGUGGAAUGUAUCAGGUAUAAUUUCCGAGGAUUUCGCUGGCUACAAGCUAUGAUAUUUGCCAUAGAGGAAAUAAACAGCAGCCCGGCCCUUCUUCCCAACAUGACCCUGGGAUACAGGAUAUUCGACACUUGCAACACUGUUUCUAAAGCCCUGGAAGCCACCUUGAGUUUUGUGGCCCAGAACAAAAUCGAUUCUUUGAACCUUGAUGAGUUCUGCAACUGCUCAGAGCACAUCCCCUCUACUAUCGCGGUGGUGGGAGCAACUGGCUCAGGCAUCUCCACAGCGGUGGCAAACCUGCUGGGGCUCUUCUACAUCCCCCAGGUCAGCUAUGCCUCUUCCAGCAGACUCCUCAGCAACAAAAAUCAGUUCAAGUCCUUCCUCCGUACCAUCCCCAAUGAUGAACACCAGGCCACCGCCAUGGCUGACAUCAUCGAGUACUUCCGCUGGAACUGGGUGGGCACAAUUGCAGCUGAUGAUGACUAUGGUCGGCCAGGCAUCGAGAAGUUCCGAGAGGAGGCUGAGGAGAGGGACAUCUGCAUUGACUUCAGCGAACUCAUCUCCCAGUACUCUGAUGAGGAAGAGAUCCAGCAAGUGGUGGAGGUGAUACAGAAUUCCACAGCCAAAGUCAUCGUCGUCUUCUCCAGUGGCCCAGACCUGGAACCCCUCAUCAAGGAAAUCGUCCGGCGAAAUAUCACGGGUAGGAUCUGGCUGGCCAGCGAGGCCUGGGCCAGCUCUUCCUUGAUCGCCAUGCCUGAAUACUUCCAUGUGGUCGGAGGCACCAUUGGAUUCGCUUUGAAGGCUGGGCAGAUCCCAGGUUUCCGGGAAUUCCUGCAGAAAGUCCAUCCCAGGAAGUCUGUCCACAACGGUUUUGCCAAGGAGUUUUGGGAAGAAACAUUUAACUGCCACCUCCAAGAAGGUGCUAAAGGACCAUUACCCGUGGACACCUUCCUGAGGGGUCACGAAGAAGGUGGUGGCAGGAUAAGCAACAGCUCCACUGCCUUCCAACCUCUCUGUACAGGGGAUGAGAACAUCAGUAGUGUCGAGACCCCUUACAUGGAUUAUACACAUUUACGGAUAUCCUACAAUGUCUACUUAGCCGUCUACUCCAUUGCUCAUGCCCUGCAAGAUAUAUACACCUGCAUACCUGGGAGAGGGCUCUUCACCAACGGUUCCUGUGCAGAUAUCAAGAAGGUUGAAGCUUGGCAGGUCCUGAAGCACCUACGGCACCUAAACUUUACCAACAAUAUGGGGGAGCAGGUAACUUUCGAUGAAUGUGGAGACCUGGCAGGGAACUAUUCCAUCAUCAAUUGGCACCUCUCCCCAGAGGAUGGCUCCAUAGUGUUUAAGGAAGUUGGAUAUUACAAUGUCUAUGCCAAGAAAGGAGAAAGGCUCUUCAUCAAUGAGGAGAAAAUCCUGUGGAGUGGAUUCUCAAGGGAGCCCCUCACUGUUGUGAUCUCUGUCCUCCAGGUGCCUUUCUCCAACUGCAGCCGAGACUGCCUGGCAGGGACCAGGAAAGGAAUCAUUGAGGGGGAACCCACCUGCUGCUUUGAGUGCGUGGAGUGUCCCGAUGGGGAGUAUAGUGAUGAGACAGACGCGAGUGCCUGUGACAAGUGCCCUGAUGACUUCUGGUCCAAUGAGAACCACACUUCCUGUAUUGCCAAGGAGAUUGAGUUUCUGUCCUGGACUGAGCCCUUUGGGAUCGCACUCACCCUCUUUGCUGUGCUGGGCAUUUUCCUCACUGCUUUCGUGCUGGGCGUCUUCAUCAAGUUCCGCAACACGCCCAUUGUCAAGGCCACCAACCGAGAGCUCUCCUACCUCCUCCUCUUCUCCCUGCUCUGCUGUUUCUCCAGCUCCCUGUUCUUCAUUGGGGAGCCCCAGGACUGGACCUGUCGCCUGCGCCAGCCGGCCUUUGGUAUCAGCUUCGUGCUCUGCAUCUCAUGCAUCCUGGUGAAAACUAACCGCGUCCUCCUGGUGUUUGAGGCCAAGAUUCCCACCAGCUUCCACCGCAAGUGGUGGGGGCUCAACCUGCAGUUCCUGCUGGUCUUCCUCUGCACCUUCAUGCAGAUUGUCAUCUGUGCCAUCUGGCUCAACACCGCGCCCCCCUCGAGCUACCGCAACCACGAGCUGGAGGAUGAGAUCAUCUUCAUCACCUGCCACGAGGGCUCGCUCAUGGCACUGGGCUUCCUGAUCGGCUACACCUGCCUGCUGGCUGCCAUCUGCUUCUUCUUCGCCUUCAAGUCCCGGAAGCUGCCGGAGAACUUCAACGAAGCCAAGUUCAUCACCUUCAGCAUGCUCAUCUUCUUCAUCGUCUGGAUCUCGUUCAUUCCCGCCUACGCCAGCACCUACGGCAAGUUUGUCUCUGCCGUGGAGGUGAUCGCUAUCCUGGCAGCCAGCUUUGGCUUGCUGGCCUGCAUCUUCUUCAACAAGGUCUACAUCAUCCUCUUCAAGCCAUCCCGUAACACCAUCGAGGAGGUGCGCUGCAGCACCGCGGCUCACGCCUUCAAGGUGGCGGCCCGCGCCACGCUGCGACGCAGCAAUGUCUCCCGCCAGCGGUCCAGCAGCCUUGGGGGCUCCACGGGAUCCACCCCCUCCUCCUCCAUCAGCAGCAAGAGCAACAGCGAGGACCCCUUCCCGCAGCCCGAGAGGCAGAAGCAGCAGCAGCAGCCGCUACCCCUGACCCAGUGCGCACAGCAGCCACAGCUGCGGCCGCCAUCGACCCUGCAGCCGCAGCAGCAAUCGCAGCAGCAACCCAGAUGCAAGCAGAAGGUCAUUUUCGGCAGUGGCACAGUCACCUUCUCGCUGAGCUUUGAUGAGCCUCAGAAGAGCGCCAUGGCUCACAGGAAUUCCACGCACCAGAACUCCCUGGAGGCCCAGAAAAACAACGACGCCCUGACCAGACACCAGGCGUUACUCCCGCUGCAGUGCGGGGAGACAGACUCGGAACUGACCGCCCAGGAGACAGGCCAGCAGGGGCCUGUGGGUGGGGACCACCAGCCAGAGAUGGAGGACCCGGAAGAGAUGUCCCCAGCACUUGUAGUGUCUAAUUCACGGAGCUUUGUCAUCAGCGGUGGAGGCAGCACUGUCGCAGAAAACACGCUGCGUUCCUAA
Mesoplodon densirostris (Blainville's beaked whale) is the source of this 3279-nucleotide messenger RNA. RefSeq names its product calcium sensing receptor (gene CASR). The transcript has 6 exons. NCBI's taxonomy places the organism in Eukaryota, Metazoa, Chordata, Mammalia, Artiodactyla, Ziphiidae. Gene Ontology annotation, biological process: intracellular calcium ion homeostasis; regulation of calcium ion transport; G protein-coupled receptor signaling pathway. Gene Ontology annotation, cellular component: membrane. The record is from RefSeq and is a predicted model, not a curated record. Gene Ontology annotation, molecular function: calcium ion binding; G protein-coupled receptor activity. Bases 1 to 3279 code for a protein of 1092 amino acids.